GAAUCGUCUGGCUGGACAGCGGGCAUCGGGUCACCAGGCACGACAGGGCACCGGGUCAUCAGGUACCGGAUUGUCUGGCUCGACAGCGGGCAUCGGGUCAUCAGGUCAUUUGGCUUGCCAGCGGGCACCGCGUCAUCUGGCAAGGCAGUGGGCACCGAGUCACUAGGUACGACAGCGGGCUCUGAGUCAAUUGGCACGACAGCGGGCACCGGAUCAGGUACCGGAUCAUCUGGAUCAACAGCGGGCAUCGAGUCAACUGGCCUAAUAGGAUCGUCAGGCUGGAUCAGUUCAUCAUGCUGGAGAGGCAUCAGGCCCGAGUACAGGCAUCAGGCCGAGUACAGGCAUCAGGCCGAGGAGAGGCAUCAGGCCGAGGAGAGGCAUCAGGCCGAGGAGAGGCUUCAGGCCGAGUAGAGGCAUCAGGCCGAGUAGAGGCUUCAGGCCGAAGGCAUCAGGCUGCGUACAGGCAUCAGUCUGAACCACGGAUAGGUGCAGGCAGGCUCACCGGUUUGGAUACUGGCA
This is a messenger RNA of Staurois parvus, 519 nucleotides long. The record is from the annotation of a GenBank genome assembly. NCBI's taxonomy places the organism in Eukaryota, Metazoa, Chordata, Amphibia, Anura, Ranidae.